GAGCCGAGCGGAGCCGAGCGAAGCCGGCGCGCCUGCAGCUGGGAGCUGGGAGCUGGGAGCGCGCCGGGCGCAGGGCCGGGCCGGCCGCGGGAGGGUAGUGUCAGCGCCCGCGUCCAGCUCUUCGGCCGCAGACCCGGGCUGUCUGGAGGCCGCGCGGCCACCUGCUGCGUCGCCCCGGCUUUGGGCUGGGGCCAGACGCGCACCGCGGCGGGAGCAGCCCCGGCUCGCCGCACCCCGCGGAAGGUGCCCUUCUCUGCGCGUCUCGCCGAGCCCGGGCCACGCUCCUGUGCCAGGUUUUAACUCCAUGAUUGUGUGCUGUGAGUAUAUGGCUGCAUGUCUCAAGAAAUUCACUGGCUUUAAAAUGUGGGCUUAGCUACUGCCAGUAUGAUUUGAUGAAAGCGGAUAGAGGUCUCAGAUCCACCCCCGGAUUCCACCGUCAGGCCCAAGGACGGACCCCUGGCCAUUGACUGAUGCCAAGUGGGUGCCUGGCAGCAGCCUUCCUUCCCAUCCCUGCUUCUGGACGCCUCAGCCAAGUCACUGAUUUUCUGCAUACUCCAUGUUAUGAAUCUGGUGUGCUGAGAUAAGGACACCUGUGACUGAGAUGAUUUCUUUGGCAUCCGUGCAAGAUAAAAGCGAGCUUGACAUGAUUUCCACAAGGGUGAUGGACAUUAAGCUUCGGGAGGCUGCAGAAGGCCUUGGGGAGGACAGCACAGGAAAGAAAAAAUCUAAAUUCAAAACUUUUAAGAAGUUUUUUGGGAAGAAGAAGAGAAAAGAAUCGCCAUCGUCCACAGGAAGUAGCACCUGGAAACAAAGUCAGACGAGGAAUGAGGUCAUUGCCAUCGAAUCCGGGCCAGUGGGCUACGACUCCGAGGAUGAGCUGGAGGAGUCGAGGGGCACGCUGGGCAGCCGGGCCCUUUCUCACGACAGUAUUUUCAUUCCUGAGUCCGGACAGGACGCUACUCGGCCUGUGCGGGUGUUUUCCCAAGAAAAUGUGUGUGAUCGGAUUAAAGCUCUGCAGUUAAAAAUACAGUGUAAUGUGAAAAUGGGGCCACCACCUCCUCCAGGGGGGCUUCCUGCCAAGCGGGGAGAGGAUGCCGGCAUGAGCUCUGAGGACGACGGGCUGCCCAGGAGCCCCCCAGAGAUGUCUCUGCUGCAUGACGUGGGUCCUGGCACCACCAUAAAGGUCUCUGUCGUGUCUCCAGACCACGUGAGUGACAGCACUGUCUCUGCCCGGAUCUCAGACAACAGCCUGGUACCAGUGGCCGACUUCAGUUACCCUGCAGAAUCCUCCUCCUGCCUGGACAACUCUGCAGCUAAGCACAAGCUCCAGGUCAAGCCCCGCAACCAGCGGUCGAGUAAGAUGAGGCGGCUCUCAUCGCGCGCUCAGUCUGAAUCCCUGAGCGACCUGACGUGCACCCCAGAGGAGGAGGAAAACGAGGAGAAGCCACUUUUGGAAGUCAGCCCAGAAGAGAGCCCCAGCUCUGGGCAGCAGGACGUGGCGCCAGACAGAGGCCCUGAGCCUGGGCCACCGGCGCCCUUGCCGCCACCCGGAGGGGCCCGUGCCAGACGCGCCCGCCUGCAGCACUGCUCGGCGCUCACGGCCAGCAUGGAGGAGGGGGGCGUCCCCGGGGAGGACCCCUCAAGCCGCCCGGCCACCCCGGAGCUCGCCGAGCCCAAGUCGGCCCCCACUCUCCGCGUGGAGCCCCCGUCCCCGCCGGAGGGCCCCCCGAAUCCCGGUCCCGACGGCGGAAAGCAGGAUGGGGAGGCGCCCCCCGCAGGCCCGUGUGCCCCGGCCACGGACAAGGCGGAGGAGGUGGUCUGUGCUCCCGAAGACGUCGCGAGCCCGUUUCCCACCGCCAUCCCUGAGGGGGACACGACUCCCCCCGAGACUGACCCCGCAGCCACCUCAGAGGCGCCCUCUGCUCCCGACGGGCCAGAACACAGCGUCCCGAAGGAAGCGGAGCCGACGCCGCCCGUGCUCCCGGAUGAGGAGAAGGGGCCCCCAGGGCCGGCGCCUGAGCCCGAGAGAGAAGCGGAGACGGAGCCCGAGAGAGGAGCGGGGACCGAGCCCGAGAGAAUUGGGACCGAGCCCUCCACGGCGCCCGCCCCGAGCCCGCCGGCGCCCAAGAGCUGCCUGAAACACCGGCCCGCGGCCGCCAGCGAGGGCCCCGCCGCGUCCCCGCCGCUUGCCGCCGCGGAGUCUCCCCCGGUGGAGCCCGGCCCCGGUUCCCUCGACGCAGAGGCUGCCGCCCCGGAGCGCCCCAAGGCCGAGCGAGCCGAGGCGCCACCGGCGGGCGCCGAGAGGGCGGCGCCAGAGCGGAAGGCGGAGAGGGGCGGUGCCGAGCUGCGAGGCGCGAAGAAGUUCUCGGUGUCCUCGUGCCGAGCGCGGCCUCGUCCGGGCGUCUCCCGCCCGCUGGAACGGGCCAGCGGCCGCCUGCCCCUCGCGAGGAGCGGCCCGGUCUGGAGGAGCGAGGCGGCUCUUGACGACCUCCAGGGUCUCCCUGAGCCCCAGCACGCGAAACCUGGCCCUCGGAAGCCGGCGGAGCGCGGCCCUCAGGACUCGGGGGACAGGGCGGCCAGCCCGGCCGGGCCGCGCAAGAGCCCUCAGGAGGCGGCCGCCGCGCCCGGCACGAGAGAGCCCUGCCCAGCCGCCCAGGAGCCGGCCCCGAGUGAGGACAGAAACCCCUUCCCCGUCAAGCUCCGGUCCACCUCCCUCUCGCUCAAAUACAGGGAUGGCGCCUCUCAGGAGGUGAAGGGUGUGAAGAGGUACAGUGCCGAGGUCCGGUUAGAAAGGUCGCUGACCGUGCUCCCGAAGGAGGAGAAGUGUCCCCUCGGGACGGCCCCCGCCCUUCGAGGCGCCAGGGCCCCCAGCGACCAAGGAAAGGGGAAGGCCCGGCCCCCCGAGCCGCUCAGCUCCAAGCCGCCUCUGCCCCGGAAGCCGCUUCUGCAGAGCUUCACGCUCCCGCACCAGCCCGCGCCCCCCGACGCCGGCCCGGGAGAGCGGGAACCCAGGAAGGAGCCCAGGACGGCGGAGAAAAGGCCGCUGCGCAGGGGAGCUGAAAAGAGUCUGCCGCCUGCAGCAACAGGGCCUGGAGCUGAUGGGCAGCCUGCGCCACCCUGGAUCACCGUCACUCGGCAGAAGCGGAGGGGGACCUUGGACCAGCCACCCAACCAGGAAGACAAGCCUGGGGCACGGACCCUGAAGUCUGAACCAGGAAAGCAAGCCAAGGUGCCUGAGAGAGGCCAGGAACCUGUGAAGCAAGCUGACUUUGUUCGCAGCAAGUCUUUCCUGAUAACCCCUGUGAAGCCCGCUGUGGACCGGAAGCAGGGGGCAAAGCUCAACUUCAAGGAGGGGCUGCAAAGAGGAAUCUCAUUGUCCCAUCAGAACUUGGCAGCUCAGUCUGCAGUGAUGAUGGAGAAGGAACUGCAUCAGCUGAAGAGAGCCAGUUAUGCCAGUACAGAUCAGCCAUCCUGGAUGGAACUUGCCAGAAAGAAAUCUCAAGCUUGGAGUGACAUGCCCCAGAUUAUAAAAUAGGUGGGCAGUGUGCUAAUAAAGCAUGUCCACUACCCUGACAAGCCACUUAGUUAAAAACUGCCAGUAUAUUGUGGCAAACAAACUGUGAAACUUAAAGAUUGAUUUUAUCAUCAAGUUAUGACGAACUUGGGGAAGAGGAAGGAACCAGGCAAAACAAAGAGGAUAAACACACAGCCAUACUCCUGGGCCAGAGGGCCCAGAAACAAGAACAACAUGAAAAAGUCCAGGAACCAGUUCCUGUGCCCAAAGGUACGAAUGUGUCUUUUCGAAUUCCCUUGAUAAAGAAGCCUCAGACAAGGAAGAAAAUAGAAAUGAAAUUGGACACAUAAAUAGGACACCCAGCAAAGGCCAGAAGAGAAGCCCUUCUAGGAGAAGGGACAUCUGUGCUUCCAGCUGAGAUCAGCCCAUGUCUCUGGUCGCUCUCUUGCCUGUGGAUCCUGUCUUCUUUCAUGUUUACUACGAGGCAUGACAUUCAUGGCAAAACAGGGAUGCCAUUUCCAAGAGCAGCUAUAAAACAAUCUGUUUUCCUAAAGACAGCCACUCUGAGAAGGAGAUGAAGGAACAUGGCAGGGUUCAUCAAUUCAUAGACUGUUUCCAAAAAUAAUUUUUAAACUUUUCCACUAGGCAUCUGUGUCUUUAACCACUGCACAAUGCAUUGCCUGUUUAAUAAAAGGUUUCAAACAUG
Pan troglodytes (chimpanzee) is the source of this 4220-nucleotide messenger RNA. It is a transcript of the gene CRACDL, whose product is annotated as CRACD like. NCBI's taxonomy places the organism in Eukaryota, Metazoa, Chordata, Mammalia, Primates, Hominidae. The coding region runs from base 602 to 3535 and encodes 977 amino acids. The transcript is spliced from 12 exons. The record is from RefSeq and is a predicted model, not a curated record.